Pogona vitticeps (central bearded dragon) is the source of this 1232-nucleotide messenger RNA. It is a transcript of the gene SPIB, whose product is annotated as Spi-B transcription factor. The record is from RefSeq and is a predicted model, not a curated record. Gene Ontology annotation, cellular component: nucleus. NCBI's taxonomy places the organism in Eukaryota, Metazoa, Chordata, Lepidosauria, Squamata, Agamidae. Gene Ontology annotation, biological process: regulation of transcription by RNA polymerase II; cell differentiation. Gene Ontology annotation, molecular function: DNA-binding transcription factor activity, RNA polymerase II-specific; sequence-specific DNA binding.
AUUCCCCUCCGCCAGCCCCGCUGCCGCCGGCAGGAAAACGCGUCGCGAUCGCUGGACCCCCGGAGCUACCCCGGCUGGGUGUCUCUGCGCCCUCUCCUGCGCCUGAGGAUGCUGGACGUAGACUACGCGCAGUUUGAAGGAUCCCAGUAUGGAUAUAUGUUUCCCAAUGGAUGCCUCUAUGAUCUGGAGUCAUGCAAACAAGAACCCAUCUUUUACUCCUGUGCCGCAGACGCUGAGAGCUCCCCUGAGUCUUGCAUGAACUGGCUGGAAACACAGGAGCCUGGAUACGAAUCCUUUGAGGUGGGGCACCUGGCCCAGUUGCAAAAUGUCCAAGCCUCUUACCCACAGCACUCCCUGGACACGGUCUAUAGCCAGGGUGGAAUGAUACCUACGGAGAACACCUGCCUGGCUUACAAGGAAGAAUGCAACAGUCAGAUCUACCUCCCCUACUAUGGCCAGUAUCCUGUGCCCAGGGAAGUUUCGAGCCCAUCAUCUGAAGAGGAGGAAUUCCAUGGAGAGAGCCGGAAUCUGGAAGUGUCCUCUGACAGUGAUUUGGAAGACAGUUUCUCUCCUGGGUUUGAUUCAGGCUCCCGCCGGAAGCUGCGCCUUUACCAGUUCUUGCUUGAGCUCCUGGAACGCGGAGACAUGAAGGAAUGUGUGUGGUGGGUGCAACGCGAGGCAGGCAUCUUCCAGUUCUCCUCCAAGCACAAGGAGAUCCUUGCACACCGCUGGGGACAGCAGAAGGGCAACCGCAAGAAAAUGACCUACCAGAAGAUGGCCCGGGCCCUGCGCAACUACAGCAAGACAGGCGAGAUCCGCAAAGUGAAGAAGAAGCUCACGUACCAGUUUGGAACCUCACUGCUGGGUCAGUCGGCCCCUUCCUAAGGAGUACAGAACUGGGACGGUAUCACUCAGAAACAGACCUCCAAGCAGACCUCCCCUCUUUAUGGGUUUUCCCUGCAACCCCAUUUCUGGACUGUAUCAGUCAAGCUGCAUGAAGGCAUUCACUCCAUGGUGGAUACAGAUAUGAAGAAAAAGAAAAGAAAAAGUGUCCGUAUCAGAUACCAAAGGGAAGGCUGGAUGGAAAGGUGCCCAGAUCCUAUAUUGGAGAGGGUGGGGGUGUUUCUGCACUUUAGUGGGAAGGUUCGGGGACCAAUUCUAACAUAUCUGGGGUUUGGGACUGGGGUCAGAGUUUGGAAAUAAUGUGUUACAGGCAACACAUCUAAUUGCAA